This is a messenger RNA of Cyanistes caeruleus (blue tit), 2417 nucleotides long. RefSeq names its product deoxyribonuclease-1-like 2. Gene Ontology annotation, cellular component: nucleus. Gene Ontology annotation, biological process: DNA catabolic process. NCBI's taxonomy places the organism in Eukaryota, Metazoa, Chordata, Aves, Passeriformes, Paridae. Gene Ontology annotation, molecular function: deoxyribonuclease I activity; DNA binding. The record is from RefSeq and is a predicted model, not a curated record.
CUCCUGCCAUUAAGAGACCUGGACCGAUUGGGUGGUGAGAGCUGCUUCCUUCUCAGUGGAUGGUGGCAAAAGGCAGGACUCUGGGAAGGGGCUGGGGGGCUCCAGGAUUUCCAGGCUGCAGGAUGCUCUUCUGCCAGCUCACAGGGCCACAUCCUGACAGAGCCUGCCUGGCCAUGGGGCUGCUGACAGGGUGCUGACAGCAAGGGUGCAGGGAGGAUGUGAGUCAGUUCCCGGGGGGUUUGGUGCUUCCCAGGGGGUUUCGGUACCGACAUGACACCAAGGGACACGGGACUCAUCCCGAGACUGGGUGUGAGGAUACAAAACCUGGUGGCGCACAUGAGAACCCGGCAAGUCCUGGCACGAGCAGCCAUCAGAGCCACCUGCUUUGUUGUCAUCCUGGGGUGAUGCCAUGGGCCAUGGUGAUGCCAUGGACUGCCAUGGGGAAUGUCAGCCCUCCUGGGGCUACUUUGGAUCCCCAGUGGGGCUGUUCUGGGUGACACUGGGGCUGCUGCAGGGGUUCACAGCCAUCCCCUCUUGCCGUGGCUGGUAGUGCUCACCUGCCUGACCCAGCCACCGACCAUUUCCGUCUCUUCCCUCUAAUUACACCAUCUGAAUCACUCAAUUAAGGCCAGCACCCUUCACCUCCUGCCUGGCCACCGUGCCCACUCUGUGAUCCAGAUGCCACCCCAGAUGGCAGCCCCCUAAGUCCCACACCCCCAUCCAGUCCCACAGGGAUGCCCCAGCAUUUCCAAGUCUCCCUGUCUUUCCUUUGCUGUGUCAGCACAGGGAUGGCUGGGCUGGCCCCACCCUGUCGCCCUGUGGGAUUUUUGGUUUCCCAAUGUGGGAAGGAGCACAAAGUUAUGCCAAAACCCCCACGGGGGUGUCCGACUCAUCCUGCUUUGCCGGCACCUCCGCUGGGAUAAAGCCGCCCAUCCUGCUGCCGGGAGGGCAGAGGUGCUGCGCAUUCAGCAGGGCAAGGACGGAUCCGGGCUCAGAGCCUUCAACUGCCAACCAGGUGGGACUGGGAUGUACUAGGAUGAGUUGGGAUGAGGAGUCGCUCCUCACCCCAGCAGUGGGGGCUGUGGUGAAGUUUAAGGAUGUGGAACAGCCUGGGGUGGCUGGAAUGCUGGCCGUGGUGGAUGGGGCUGGAGGGCAGUGAAGACAUCCUGCUGGGGGAGUGGAGCUGGGUGAUCCCUGGAGCUGGAAGAGGCAGACUCACACCGGUGGGACAGGAUUUAUCUUCUUCUGGGACUGCUGAGCUGGCAGACUGCCCACACCAGCUCCGCAGCCUGCUCUGGGCAAUGCCCACCAUGACACACUGUCACACACCAGGGCUUUGGAAGGAUCUACAUGUUUUUUCCUCUACCCCAAAUCCAAAAUAGCGUUCCGAGUUCAUCUCCCAUCCCUGCAUCCUUGUGACCCAGCAUCAAUCCUGGAAGAAUGGGGACUGUGACACUGGAAUUGUCCCUGCUGGCUGUGGCUCUCCUGUGCCCAGCCACUGCCAUGCUCCGCAUCGGUGCCUUCAACAUCCAGGCCUUCGGUGACACCAAGAUGUCCAACAAGGAAGUGGCAGAGAUCAUCAUCAACGUCCUGCGUCGCUACGAUGUGGUGCUGGUGCAGGAGGUGCGUGACUCCGACCUCAGCGCCGUCACCGAGCUCAUGGAGCAGCUCAACAGUGAAUCCACAUCCACAUACGACUACGAGAUCAGCGGCCCCCUGGGACGGGAGAACUACAAGGAGAUGUACCUGUUUAUCUACAGGACAGAUGUUGUGUCUGUGGUGGACACCUACCAAUAUAAGGACCCCCAGGAUGUCUUCAGCCGGGAGCCAUUUAUCCUGAGGGUCUCAGCACCCAGCACCAAGGUGAAGGAGUUUGUGCUGGUGCCCCUGCACUCGGCCCCACAUGAUGCUGUCGCCGAGAUUGAUGCGCUCUAUGAUGUCUACCUGGCCAUCAUCAACAAGUGGGGGACUGAUAACAUGAUGUUCCUGGGGGACUUCAAUGCUGACUGUUCCUACGUCCAGCCGAGCGACUGGUCAUCCAUCCGCCUGCGCACCAGCGACAUCUUCAAGUGGCUGAUCCCCGACAGCGCCGACACCACCGUGGGCAAGUCAGACUGUGCCUAUGACAGGAUCGUGGUGUGUGGCAACAAGCUGAAGAGAAGCAUCGUGUCCAACUCAGCUGGUAUCUUCAAUUUUCAGCGUGCUUUCCAGUUGGACCAGGAGGAGGCCCUGGCAGUCAGUGACCACUACCCUGUCGAGGUGAAGCUGGCGGCCUGAGCUCCUCCUGCAGCCACAGAGCAGGAUCCAGCUCCAGCUCCCACCACCAAUCCCCAUGAAGGUGUUCCACUCAGCCCCAUCCACAAGUCCUGUGCAUGGGCUGCCCUAGAUCCUGGUCUGGAGAAAGAUGGAAGCUGGCU